AUGAAUCUUUUGGGUGCCGCCGCCCGCUCCUUUGUUUCCGUUUACAACCUUUUCACCGGCUGCAGUUGCGUCGCUCAUAAGCUGUUUCUUAAACUCAUUUGCGACGUUGGUGAAUACAUCUUUCUCACUGUUAUCGUCAUACGCAAAUUUCUUAUCAAGCAUCUUCCUCACCGCGCCGUUAUGCUUCAAAAUGGUCUCUUCAAUCCAGCCUUUGACAAUUUCGUGUCCGAAUUUAGGCCCGCUGAACGCUUUAAAAUAAAAAUCCACCUUACUCUUAAUCCCAAGCAGACCUUUGCCACCUUCAUUUUUCCAACCCGAACCUCCCUUCCCCUUGAUCUCCCCAACCUUAUCUUUAAUAUGCUCGAAAAUCUUAUCAAUAGUCUUCAACGUACUGCCUUGAUCAAACUUCCCGCCAAGCACCUUAAUCGCCGUGUCAACAUCAUUGACCUUUUGGCUAAGUGGAGUUUGGAUCUGCUCCUUAAACUUACUUUCAAGCCCAUUCGUCAGCGACACGAUCGACUUAUUAACAUCCUUGACAGUAAUCUUAUCAAGCUCACUCUUCUGCUUUUCAAGCGUUUUCAAAGGUUCUCUCACAAGAUCAUUAUCUUGUGGUUUGCUGUCAACAGUUGCAGAAAGAUUCUCAAUCCUUUGCUUCAACGUCCCCAAAUCCUUUUUCACAAAACUAUCCAAGGUCUUAACCUGCAACGUAUCAAUCACCCUCCCUAUCUCACUUUUAAUCUUAUCUCUCACAGUCCUCAAAUCUACCUUAAGAGAUUUGUCCAUGUCCACAACAACCUCCAAAGCCGCAGUGACUUUCUGCUCCACAGUAUCCUUGGCCGUCUUCGCAGCAUUAAAAAGCUUUUUACCCUGAUCUUGUAA
Babesia ovata is the source of this 879-nucleotide messenger RNA. RefSeq names its product hapless 2-B, putative. Bases 1 to 879 code for a protein of 292 amino acids. The transcript has a single exon. The record is from RefSeq and is a predicted model, not a curated record. Lineage: Eukaryota; Apicomplexa; Aconoidasida; Piroplasmida; Babesiidae.